This is a messenger RNA of Cynara cardunculus var. scolymus (artichoke), 1015 nucleotides long. RefSeq lists its product as uncharacterized. Gene Ontology annotation, molecular function: N-acetyltransferase activity. Gene Ontology annotation, cellular component: cytoplasm; NatA complex. Lineage: Eukaryota; Viridiplantae; Streptophyta; Magnoliopsida; Asterales; Asteraceae. Gene Ontology annotation, biological process: mitotic sister chromatid cohesion. The transcript has 4 exons. The record is from RefSeq and is a predicted model, not a curated record. The coding region runs from base 117 to 956 and encodes 279 amino acids.
AAAUUAUUGUAACAUGUUUAAAGGCUAAGAGAGAGAGAGAGAGAGAGAAUGGUAUUGAAAAAGCCAUCAAGAUAUGAAAAGACUCUAAAUUGUGAGUGAAAAUAGAGCCAAAAACCAUGGCCAUUUCCAUGGAGUUUUGUUCUCAACUUCCAUGGAGUUUCAAUCCAAACCCACCACCAACUUUCAAUCUAUUUCUCUCCAUCACAAACCCUAGAUUCUCAUUUGUCAACAAGGUCAACAAAAGUCAACAACUUUGCCAUUCUUCUUCACUCUCAUCAUCUGAUCAACAACUUCAAGAACCAGUAGUAGAUGAUGAUGAUGAUGAUGAUGAUGGUGAUGAUGAUGACAGUAAAGGGCAAUUUGGUAAUUUGGUGAAAGAGUAUGGAUGGCAAGUGAGGAAAAUGGUUGAAAAGGAUGAGGAGAUGAGAAGUGUGGCCAAUAUUCAAGCUGAGGCUUUUCACCAACCACUCAUCUUCUUUAAUGAUGUCUUCUUUCAGUUCUUUCAGGCAGAGGUGCUCGCGGGACUCCUUUACAGGCUACGAAAUUCACCACCCGACAGAUAUGCAUGUUUGGUUGCGGAAACGAGCACAACCGAUGAUCAAGAAAAACAACAACUUGUAGGAGUUGUAGACGUUACAGUUUUUAGAGACGAAUCCGUUAUAAAACAUCUAUCAGAGGCAAAUGAAUAUCUUUACGUGUCGGGAAUAGCAGUCUUACGUAAUUUCAGACGGAAAAAGGUCGCGAGUGUGUUGCUCAAGGCAUGUGAAAUGUUGGCACUUCUUUGGGGGUACAAGUAUCUUGUGUUGAGAGCUUACGAAGACGAUAUGGGUGCUCGAAAACUGUAUACGAAUGCAGGGUACAGGAUUGUGUCAGGAGAUCCUGUAUGGAACACGAGUUGGAUAGGUAGGAGACGUCGAAUUCUUAUGCUCAAACAAUGUGACAUGUCGUACAAAUGAUCUUUCCACAACAAUUUAUAAGACAUCAGAUACUGUAAAUUAUCAAUUUUUUUCUUGUA